AGCCUGGAGUUGUCGCCUGAACCAGAUAGCCCCUGUAUGACCUAUACCGAAUUCAUCGGAAGAAUCUAUGGCUGUGUGCACAGGACUGAGCCAAUGGAUGAAUGACCAUUGGAUCAUAGUGAUCAGUGACUGUGUGUCCUAGCACAAGCUGCUGUGAGCGACGAGUGUCGUAACGGUAAUAUUGUGCUUUAUUUCAGUGCUGAGGAGAGGCAUGUUGUUCGGAAAGAAGUUCGUGGCAGGUCCGCACCGUCGAUCACAUCCGCAUCCGACGGUCACGACGACUGGAUUGCCUCGGCCAGAGGCGACGGCUGCUAACGCAGCUGAGCUCGCAGGGCUGGCAUGCGACAAUAGCGAGCGAUCGGUACCGGAAGAUCACGGCCAUCCGCGACAUAGACAUUCUCAUGAUCCGCAUAGUGCACAAUCAGGUGCGGAACGAAAUGCUCGUUCCCCAGAUGCUCGGAGCCCUGGUUAUACCGACGGGUCCGGUCGCAACGCAAGCGUUUCCCCUGAUGGAAAGAGUCCAUACAGUACGCAAGGAACACGCAACGUUAUCGGGACUGCUAGUAAAGCGUCUGCUGCAAAAUCCCCUAUUUCUAAGAGUGGGACUGCUUAUAUCGCGGGUGGAGACGGUGGUGGGGGGAGAUCGCGAUGGCAUGUCUGCUCCUGCUGUCCGCGUUUAAACAGAGACCAAGGGUCCGCGAUAGUUGUGCUUAUAACGGGGCUGGCUCUAGUGGGCCUUCUAGCAGGUUUGGACUUGUGGAUAGAAAUUAAGAAGCUGAAAGGAGAGAUAGGUGCACUAGGAGAUGAGGGAAGAGGGGAAGGAAGGGAUAGGGGGGAGGGGGGAGGAGGAGCCAAAGCAAGGCAGAGAGUAUGCGAGCUCCCUCCGGGGGUAUUCAAAUCGGCGGAGAGGGAUUUGUUAGGGCGCAUUCCGGAAUACCCCAAGCUACAGGAGGCUCUGAAGAAGCCAGGAGCCAGACAGUACGUGAAGCUGAUUCACAAAUACCUGGAGCCAUGGCGACCAAUUGCGAACAUCAGCACUGGUUUGGGGCACCGAGGCUUUGUGACGCCCGAGGCUCUCAAAUUCAUCAGUGUUUCACCGAACCUCAUGUCCUGCUCCGGCCACGUCAAGGUGAUUGAUGGCAAAGUGUACUUUCGUUACGGUGGCUUCUGGAAUCGUUACUACCGCCUGGGGAGAUUCCUCCAAACGAUCAAGAUGCUGCAGGACGCAGUAACACAGUACCGCCUGACCACCCUUCGCCUCGAGCUCUUCCUCAACACCUGCGACCACCCCAUGUCGUUCCACAGCUCGCACUGGCCCCAAAGGGGCGGACUUCCCUUCAUGAGCACGGGCUUCACAGCUGACACCAUCGACAUCCCCGUGCCUGAUCCCCUCGACCUCACUGGGCCCUACACUCCUGACCUCUCCAGUCAGAUUCCUUGGGAAAAGAAGGAAGCACGGGCGGUUUUCCGUGGAAAGACCACCAACUACGAGCUCCUAGCACAGGGCAACUGGGGGGCGAAUCCCAGAAUACGCCUACACCUGAUGUCGCCCGCUGCGCCCCACCUGAUGGAUGCACGGGUCAACGCGUGGUCCAAGGUGGAGCAGGACGUGGUGAAGAGGAUGGUGAAGGAUGGCGUUCGGCUCGCCAAGAAGAUGAACUUCCAGCAGUUCAACGCUUUCAAGUACCAGAUAGUGGCGGAUGGAGGGGGGGCAGCUGCCGCACCUGUGGCGUUCUGCGCUCAAACCAGCUCAUCAUUCGCCAGCAGACUCCCAUGCUGCAGUUUUACGAGCCUCUGCUGCAGGACCGGGUGCACUGGCUCGUCACGUCCCGAACCUUCUCUGACCUAGAUGAGGCGAUCAUCUGGGCUCAGUCCCAUGACAAGGCGGUGCUACGAAUGGUCGAAGCCGCGAAUCGAUUCGCGGAUUUCGCGUGUACGUGGCAUGGGCGCAUGCUGUACUGGGCGCUGCUGCUGGUGAAGUACCAGGACGUGCUGUCAGAUCCACAAGCCGUGACCAAACCCAGCCAACUAUGCACCAAACCCAUUGUGGCAGCAACAGGGGUGGAGAAGGACCCAGCGUCUGUCUCAUGCCGCGACCCUGACAGCGAGAAGGCACAGCCGCAGUGUGCCUUCUUCUGUGGUGGGGGGGUCCUUUCCCCUGAGGCCUUCAAGUGGUUACCAGCCGAGACGCUUGACACACUGGAGAGAGUUGGACCUCCGUAACAUGUAACUUGCUUGGUGCCCAUUGUUAUGUUGCGUGAUUUUAUCGAGCUUGGGUACAAGCAUACACAUUCUCGGAAAACAGAAGAUGCCAUCGUCAACAGUAACCCG
Molecule: messenger RNA, 2331 nt
Organism: Closterium sp. NIES-67
Lineage: Eukaryota; Viridiplantae; Streptophyta; Zygnematophyceae; Desmidiales; Closteriaceae
Source: the annotation of a GenBank genome assembly